AUGGCCUUGGCCGGCCGGCCGAAGCCCCCUGUUUCACCGGAUAAACUUGCCUCUGAGAUUCGGCUGAAAGACCUCCUGAAGGGGUCGCAACGGCUCGAGGAUUUUGCUUACGCGUAUCCCGAGCGAAAUCGUGUCUUUGGCAGUGCCGCACACAACGAUACUGUUGACUUCCUCUAUCGCGAGUUGAAGAAGACCGGCUAUUAUGAUGUAUACAAGCAGCCACAGGUGCACACUUGGACUAAAGCAGAUGCCUCUCUGACGUUCAACGGCGAGUCCAUCCAGGUGGCCUCUAUGACAUACAGCCCCAGUGUUGAUAUUACUUCGGAUGUGGCAGUGGUCUCGAAUGUUGGAUGCAGUGCAUCGGACUACCCGACCGGCGUGGCUGGUAAAAUCGCCCUAGUCAAGCGUGGAGAAUGUACUUUCGCAGAGAAGUCGACGCUGGCUGCUGCGGCCAAGGCAGCUGCGGUGAUUGUUUACAACAACGCUGCUGGAUCUCUGAGUGGAACGCUGGGUGGAGUAUCCAAUUCUUAUGCCGCCAUUGGCGGAAUCUCGCAGACCGACGGCGAGGCUCUGCUCACUGCAGCAACCAGUGGCGUCGCUACUGUAUCUCUUAAGAUAGACAGCAGAGUCGAGAACCGCACGACGUUCAACGUGAUUGCAGAGACAAAAGGUGGUGAUCACAAUAAUGUCGUCUCAUUAGGGGGUCACACCGACUCAGUCGAAGCCGGUCCGGGCAUCAACGAUGACGGCUCCGGGAUCAUCAGCAACCUCGUGGUAGCAAAAGCGUUGACGCAAUUCUCUGUCAAGAACGCCGUGAGGUUUUGCUUUUGGACGGCUGAAGAGUUCGGCUUGUUGGGUAGUGAGUACUACACCUCGCACCUGAGCUCUGAGGAACUAGCCAAAAUAAGGCUUUACCUCAACUUUGAUAUGAUCGCCUCGCCCAACUACGCACUCAUGAUCUAUGAUGGCGAUGGCGACGCCUUCAAUCAGACCGGACCAGCGGGUUCUGCCCAGAUCGAAGCCCUGUUUCAGAAAUAUUACACGUCCAAGAAACUGCCGUAUAUUCCAACCGCGUUUGAUGGCCGCUCCGACUACGACGGUUUCAUCUCUCGUGGAAUUCCCGCAGGUGGUAUUUUCACUGGUGCCGAGGGCGUCAAGACUAGUGAAGAGGCAAAGCUGUUCGGAGGCCAAGCAAAUAUAUCCUACGAUGUGAAUUAUCAUGCUGCUGGGGACAACUUCACCAAUCUCAACCACGAGGCAUUUUUAAUCAAUUCGAAGGCUACAGCUUUCGCCGUCGCGACAUACGCCAACAGCCUUGCUUCAAUACCGCCACGGAGUGCUACCCCCACCAAGCGACGGGUCAAGAAAGCACCUCGUUCGCAUGCUCACACUACGAACACUGGAUGCUUCCAUUCUCUGGUUGAAAUGUAA
Messenger RNA from Penicillium arizonense, 1431 nucleotides. Its product is annotated as M28 family metallopeptidase. The coding region runs from base 1 to 1431 and encodes 476 amino acids. Gene Ontology annotation, biological process: proteolysis. Gene Ontology annotation, molecular function: aminopeptidase activity; metalloexopeptidase activity. The record is from RefSeq and is a predicted model, not a curated record. The transcript has 2 exons. Lineage: Eukaryota; Fungi; Ascomycota; Eurotiomycetes; Eurotiales; Aspergillaceae.